Piliocolobus tephrosceles (Ugandan red Colobus) is the source of this 2599-nucleotide messenger RNA. Its product is annotated as zinc finger protein 630. The transcript has 5 exons. Bases 335 to 2308 code for a protein of 657 amino acids. Gene Ontology annotation, biological process: regulation of transcription by RNA polymerase II. Gene Ontology annotation, molecular function: RNA polymerase II cis-regulatory region sequence-specific DNA binding; DNA-binding transcription factor activity, RNA polymerase II-specific. NCBI's taxonomy places the organism in Eukaryota, Metazoa, Chordata, Mammalia, Primates, Cercopithecidae. The record is from RefSeq and is a predicted model, not a curated record.
GUCGCGGCCCUUCCAAGCCUCACACUGCUUUCGUAGGAUCAAUUUCGAAUACCCAAACUCGGAGAUAUCACGAGGACGCCCCCGGGCCCCCAAACGCACCUCUCCUCUGGCUGGAAUGGGAGCCUCCAGAAGCAGUGCGAGACCACGGCCAGCGACAGAGGACAAAGUUCCGGAAAUGGAAUUACUGAGUCAGACGAGAAACACAAGUCAUCAGUGAAUUAACAAGCAACACAUUGUCACAUCCAGCUAUUGAAGAGUGGUUAAUUCAGCUUGAUCUUCUAGACUCUUCUGCACCCCACCCCGUCCCCAAUUGCCUUCCAAAGAGAAACAGAAAAUGAUUGAGUCCCAGGAACCAGUGACAUUUGAGGAUGUGGCUGUGGACUUCACCAAGGAAGAGUGGCAGCAGUUGAAUCCUGCUCAGAAGACCCUACAUAGGGAUGUGAUGCUGGAGACCUAUAGUCACCUGGUCUCCGUGGGGUGUUCAGGUAUAAAACCAGAUGUAAUCUUUAAGUUGGAACAUGGAAAGGACCCAUGGAUCAUAGAGAGUGAGUUGUCAAGGUGGAUCUACUCAGACAGAGUGAAAGGCCUUGAAUCUUCCCAGCAGAUCAUUUCUGGAGAACUUUUAUUUCAAAGGGAGAUACUAGAAAGAGCCCCAAAGGAUAAUUCAUUGUACUCUGUUUUAAAAAUCUGGCAUAUUGAUAAUCAGAUAGAUAGAUAUCAAGGAAAUCAAGACAGAGUUUUGAGGCAAGUCACAGUCAUCAGUCAUGAAGCAUUGACUGAUGAGACGGGUUCCAAGUAUAGCGCUUUUGGGAAAAUGUUCAAUCGGUGCACAGACCUUGCUCCUUCAAGUCAAAAAUUCCAUAAGCUUGAUUCAUGUGAAAAUAGCUUGAAGUCCAGUUCAGACUUACUAAAUUAUAACAGGAGCUAUGCAAGAAAGAACCCCGUUGAGAGAUUUGGAUGUGGGAGACCACCUAGGUAUAAUGCUUCCUGUUCUGUGCCUGAGAAGGAAGGCUUCAUUCAUACAGGAAUAGAGCCCUAUGGAGACAGUCAAAGUGAAAAAGUUCUCAGUCAUAAGCAAGCCCAUGUUCAGUAUAAGAAAGUUCAAGCCAGAGAGAAACCCAAUGUUUGUAGUAUGUGUGGGAAAGGCUUUAUCAAGAAGUCACAGCUCAUUAUACAUCAAAGAAUUCAUACUGGAGAGAAACCAUAUAUAUGUGGAGAUUGUAGGAAAGCCUUCAGUGAGAAAUCACACCUCAUUGUGCAUCAGAGAAUUCACACUGGGGAGAAACCCUAUGAAUGUACUGAGUGUGGAAGAGCAUUCUCCCAGAAGUCACCUUUCAUUGUUCAUCAGAGAGUCCAUACUGGAGAGAAACCCUAUGAAUGUUUUGAGUGUCCAAAAGCUUUCUCCCAGAAGUCACAUCUAAUUAUACAUCAGAGAGUUCAUACCAGAGAGAAGUCCUUUGAAUGCAGUGAAUGUGGGAAAGCCUUCUGUGCAACGUCUCAUCUUUUUAUACACCGGAUAACUCAUACUGGGGAGAAGCCCUAUGAAUGUACCGAAUGUGGGAAGACCUUCCCUCGGAAAACACAGCUCAUUAUACAUCAGAGAACGCAUACUGGAGAGAAGCCCUAUAAGUGUAAUGAAUGUGGGAAAACUUUCUGCCAACAGUCCCACCUCAUAGGACAUCAAAGAAUUCAUACAGGAGAAAAACCUUAUGUGUGUACUGACUGUGGGAAGGCCUUUUCCCAGAAGUCACACCUCACUGGUCAUCAAAGACUUCAUACUGGAGAGAAACCUUACAUGUGUACUGAAUGUGGAAAAUCCUUCUCUCAGAAAUCACCUCUUAUCAUACACCAGAGAAUUCAUACAGGGGAGAAACCUUAUCAGUGUGGUGAAUGUGGCAAAGCCUUCUCCCAGAAAUCACCCCUCAUUAUUCAUCAGCGAGUUCACACAGGGGAGAAACCCUAUGAGUGUACCGAGUGUGGGAGGGCCUUUUCCCUGAAGUCACAUCUCAUUCUACAUCAGAGAGGUCAUACUGGAGAGAAACCCUAUAAAUGUAGUGAAUGUGGAAAGGCCUUCUGUGGGAAGUCUCCACUCAUUAUACAUCAGAAAACUCAUCCUAGGGAGAAACCCCCUGAAUGUGCUGAGUCUGGGAUGACUUUUUCCCGGAAAUCACAGAUGAUUACAUAUCAGAGAAGAUACACUGGGGAGAAACCCUCCAGAUGCAGUGACUGUGGGAAGGCCUUCUGCCAGCAUGUAUACUUCACUGGGCAUCAGAAUCCAUAUAGUAAAGACACCAUGUAUAUUUGCUGAUUGUGGGAAGGUCUAUUCCCAGAAGUCAGUCCUCACUGUGCAUGGGAAAACUCACAUUGAACAGAAAUAGUGACAACUUCUCAGCUGUAGAAUAGACUCAUAUGUUCCCCAGUAUAUAUGAUUACCCUUCCACAGAAUGAUCUGGUUAGGCCCUCAGAAUAUUUUCAACACCACAAAUAUGGAAUCGAUUUGCUCACCCUCAAAACUAUCUUGGCCCCCUUCACAGGAUAAAUGUAUCUGCAAGAAUUCGCACUACUUUGGUGUUGUCUGGUCCUUAAAUGCUUUAUAGAA